AUGUCGGGGAGCGUGGAGAGCACGGGAGUCGGCGGUCAGCUCCAGGUGUCUGUGGUCCAGGGUCGCCACGUCAGACAGCCAGGCGAGGACGGCGACGCGACACGUGGCACCGUCGUGUCCGUCCAGCUCGGAUGUCAUCAGAUCCGAACGCGGUCCAAGGCGGGUCCAUCGCCCAAGUGGCUGCAGGACUUCAAGCUCCCCGUGGAGGCCGCGCUGCUCUUCUGCCCAUCUCUUCCCACCGAGUCUCACCCAACCCCAUCAAGUCUCAACCUUCCCUGUAUUUCACAUCACCCUCCUUUGCAGAUGGAGCUCCUCUCCGCUGAUCAAUCCACCCCCGCCCAAUCGCAAUUCUCCACGUCAGCGUCAGCGGCCUCGUCAGGCCCGGCGGCAGGUCCGUGCCUCGGCCGAGCCAGCGUGCCGCUGGCAGGGCUGGUGGGGGGUGCGACAGUGGUGCGGUGGUAUCAGAUGACGGACGAGGAGGGGUGCCUGGUGGGGGAGAUCUGCAUCGUCUCGCGCUUCCUCCGACUUUCUUCCUCCGGCUCUUCGUGCUCUUCUGGGGUGUGGAGCGCGGGGCAGGUGUUGCUAGGAGUAGCAGGGGCGUUGUUUGGUGUGGCUCUACUGUCCAUGGUGGCGAGGAGAAGACAGAGGAGGCUAGCACUGCUGCAUGAGGUCCAAAAAGGGGAGACUAUGUGCUCGAUUGCGACUCGCUAUUGUGUGAACCCUGAAAGGAUUAUAGACGCGAACGUUGCCGAGGGAAUUGAUGAUCCGGAUGUUAUAUUCCCAGGCGAUGUGAUACUCAUUCCUCCGACUUAG
Messenger RNA from Closterium sp. Yama58-4, 813 nucleotides. The record is from the annotation of a GenBank genome assembly. Lineage: Eukaryota; Viridiplantae; Streptophyta; Zygnematophyceae; Desmidiales; Closteriaceae.